UCCUCGGCCCCUCUCCCCGCGCCUCAGCCCGGAGCCCCGCGGCGACCGAGCUCUCGCCGCCAGGCCCUGCCGCGCUGCUGCCCCCAGGGCUGCCGCCCGCCCCGCCCCUCAGCUCCUAGGGCAACCGGCAGAGGCGGCGGCGGCGGCGGCAUGAGGGAGGCGGCCGCGGAGCCGCUGCAGGAGCCGGCGGCCGGGGAUGCGGGAAACGGCGCCUGUGCGGAGCCGGCGGGGAGCGGCCCCUGCGGCCAGCGCUGGAAGAAAUUUGUAUAUGUUGAGCCACCUAAGAGAGUUAAGGAAGUACUUGAAGAAGAGCUUUAUUUUCAGAGAGAUGGAUACCAAAUUAAACAUCCAGCUGCAGUGGCUCUGGAAGGAAUAUGGAGUGUGAAAAGAAAUUUCUCCGUGGGAGGCUUGAAGCCAACAUCACAGAACAGAAACAGUUUACUUUCACAGCCCAAGUACUAUUCCAGGCAUGGAGGAAUAAGAAGAUAGCCCCAGUGAAAAGCAACAUCUCCCUUUCUGGAGGACAUGGGUCAGGGCCGGCACCUCCAUGUGUUACCAAGCCUACGAUUAUUUCAAACUCAAAGUACCACGAUAUAGACUGUGUAUUAUAUUUUGUACAAUAAAAUAAUAAAGCCA
Messenger RNA from Dermochelys coriacea (leatherback sea turtle), 636 nucleotides. It is a transcript of the gene C1H11orf97, whose product is annotated as chromosome 1 C11orf97 homolog. The coding region runs from base 151 to 489 and encodes 112 amino acids. Lineage: Eukaryota; Metazoa; Chordata; Testudines; Dermochelyidae. The transcript is spliced from 4 exons. The record is from RefSeq and is a predicted model, not a curated record. Gene Ontology annotation, cellular component: ciliary base.